This is a messenger RNA of Magallana angulata, 4796 nucleotides long. Its product is annotated as breast cancer anti-estrogen resistance protein 1-like. Gene Ontology annotation, biological process: cell surface receptor protein tyrosine kinase signaling pathway; cell migration. The record is from RefSeq and is a predicted model, not a curated record. NCBI's taxonomy places the organism in Eukaryota, Metazoa, Mollusca, Bivalvia, Ostreida, Ostreidae. The coding region runs from base 966 to 3734 and encodes 922 amino acids. The transcript is spliced from 3 exons. Gene Ontology annotation, molecular function: protein binding. Gene Ontology annotation, cellular component: cytoplasm; plasma membrane.
GACAAUAGGGUGAUUGAGAGCAGAUUUUAUCCCCCGAGGGGGCCUCAUAACAAAGCUCCCUGAUUGCAGCCUAGUACAUGGUUGGUGUGAGUUGUCAUCAGCUUGUAGUACUACCAAAGGGACCAGCUACAGUCAGACUUAGAAAGGGAGCUGAUAUGUUCUUAUAUGACAGCUGUAAGAAAGCACAUGGAGAGGGGAAAAGAAAGCAUUAGGGGAUGUAUUUAUAGCGCUCAGUGUGCAGCUUGCCGUGAAAAGUUUAAAUAUCUUUGUUGAGAGUCUUUUCAGUCAAAGAGUGGGCUGGGUAAUCUUUACUGAAGGACGAUUGCGCCAAGCAUUGUGUUCAAACAUUGGUGUUUAUCGGACGUUUGUUUAAAAAAUACUCAACAAUCCAAGGAAUGUAGACUUUUGUGGGACUUUAACAUACGUGCAGUGUUAGUGCUGGAGAUAUUUCAGACUAAACUGGAGUAUUCUGUGUAAGAACCUUGUGUUGGUGUUACCUUGAUGCUCAUAUCCAGGUGUUGUUAAAGAUAAUUUUAUCAGUCUGGAGACUUUUUAGGGUGGCCAGUAUUUGUGUGAUUGCCGUUAUAGUGGGGCACUUACUCUGUCCAGGGAUGUUAAUUUAAUUGUGGACUAUACUACCUGAUCUAAUUGGAUUUAGGGCUGUAUGUGCUGAGCCUUAACCCCUCUCUCUCUCUACCUGCACCACAGAACUAUCUAUUAUUUAUCUGACUGAAUGUGAAGUGUCUUGUCUGGAGUUAAACAUUUAUAUAUAGAUCACACAAGAAAAAGAAGAUUGCCUGCGCCCUCGGUCGGUCGACUGCUAGCUCAGAAUUCAUCAGCUACGGAGGAGGCUUCUUUCUUUGUCCAACUUGGAAAAAUGAUUUUACUCUGGGAAUAUAAAACUUUGCUUUGGGAAUUUUAAUUUCACUGUGUUGUAAUUUUUUUUUUCUGGAUUUGAAAAAAAAAUGUCCACAUCCUCAGAGACAUUGCUGGCAAAGGCUUUGUACGACAAUGUGGCGGAGACUCCAGAUGAGCUGGCAUUCAAACGUGGGGAUGUCUUGUCAAUCCUGGAGCAGGACGCUAAUGGUCUGGAGGGAUGGUGGCUCUGUUCAUUCCGUGGGAAGCAGGGGAUUGCCCCAGGAAACCGGCUCAAGCUGUUGUCAGGAAUGACGGAGAAUGGAUACCCAGAAAACAUGUACCAAACGCCACCAUCGACCAACAAAAACUGGCAUCGCCGCAGUUGGGAUGUCAUCAGCAAUCAGGUUGUGACUCCAGUGCGGCACGGAGAUAUUUUCCAGUUUAAUACGCCACCACAGCACGACUACGACGUCCCUCCUGUACGACACAGUCGGGGUAAUUCCAUCGAUCGGACCAUACCAGAAACAGAGAUGAACUAUGAUACUCCUCCCUCUAUGAAAAACUUCGCCGAAAACAACAUGCCCGGGUUUGCUGUGUAUGACACUCCACCGUCUGCUCAAAAAGAUGGAAGAAGCAUGUCGUACAAUUCUUCUGGAGGUGAUGAUGUCUACGAUGUACCUCAACCAUCAUCCAAUAGAUCUAGCAUUGCAUCGAACAUUUCUCAUCUCUCAAAUGAGUCCACCAUGACAGUUUCAACCAGCAGUGCUUCAAACAAAAGCCGUGGAGGCAAAAAUUCGGGACCCCACAGUACCUGCGACUCUGCCCGAUCAAGCAUGGACAUAACUCCACAAGACUUUUACGAUGUCCCUCCAUCUCAACCUUCGGCUGUGUAUCAUCUGAAGCAGCCAUCUGCCGAUUCGGGAUUAGAUCUUUACGAUUCACCACCAAAGGUGAGAACAGUGCUAGAGGAUUUACCUGAUUACGAUGUGCCAAAAUCAGACUCCCCCGUUUCAAAGCCGAAAAAAUCUAACGGAAAAUUUAUCCAAUUUGGUGAAAGUGCAUAUGACGUUCCAGAUGGAAAACCCAUCGAACAUGACAUUGACGAUGUGUAUGAUGUUCCUAAAAAUAAUGCUAUUGUGAAAAAAGGUGAUAAAUCUCUAUUAAGUGACAUUCAGGAAAAUUCAAAGCCAGAUCAGCUGGAGUUACUGAAAUGUGAGGGAUCCGGUGGUGUGUAUGACAUUCCUCCACAAGUUACACGAGAUUCAAUUCUGUCUUCCAGGUCCGAUUCCUCGGACAGCACUGAUGGACAGAGAGUAUCCGGAUGUAGUCUUGGAUCUAGAGAUUCAGAUAUUCCGAUCUAUGAUGAACUUCCUUUAGAUCUGGAUGCUGCUAUGGAUCUAAUGGUGAAACUUCAGCAGGAUGUGCAGAAAUCUACAACCAAAUUAUCCAGCUUUGUAAGCAGUACCUGGAGAAAACGAGAAAACCUGGAGUCAAAACUCUAUGGGAUAAAAAUUGCCUGUAAUGGUGUCAAACAGACUUUUGAAGAGUUUUUGGAUUUUGCACAAGGAACUUUGGCAAAUUCUGCCCGUCUACCAGACCGAAAACUAAUUCAUAAACUUCAUAAACAGUUAAAUCCACUACAACAAACAUUGUUCCAAAUCAAAAUAUGCAUCACAAAUCUUGAUGAGAACAACUGGCAGGUUUCAAGACUCGUAUCUGAUGAUCCUGCCAAAAAUGACGACCUAGGAAAAAUUGCAAACAUUUCAAAGGACCUGACCAUUGAUGUCAGAAAACUUGUGUCCAUCAUUCACGGAAAUUCAUCUCUUCUUUUCAGGCGAGCGAAGGAUGGCACCCCUAUAAAACGGGAUGGCCAUCCAGAAUCUUGCAGCACGCCACACUCAAAACCUCCACUAAGACAAAAACUAAACAGUACUCCCAAACCAGUACUGACCCCUGAGCGAGUGUCUGAUGUUCAACAGAGACCUUUACCCCUACCCCCAGGGAAGGAAAGGCCACUGCCUCCAACUCCUCUCAAAGUGACCACUGCUCAUUCCGUGGAGGGUCUAACCAAACCUGUUACAGAGAAUGAAGAUGAGGCUAAGCAGGUGUCGGAGGUCUUGAAAUCUCUGAACAUUGAAGUGAAGGACCAGAAAAGUUGCAAUGAGGAAGACAUAUUGGAUGAAUACGACUAUGUGGCCUUGGAGGCGAAAGAUGCCGAAGAUCAUCAGAAAAAUCUCCUCAGAGACCUGGAGCAGGAGAAAAGGAAAGCUGUUAUCCAUGAGGACUUGGAUGACAAACCGGUCAAAGAAUCCUCUGUUCCAGAGUUAUGUCCCUUAAAAUCACUGACAGAUAUUCAAAAUUCCCUUAGUGAGGACCAGGAUAUAAGUGAUGAAAUGGAGAGCGUGAAAACUCCAGUGAACCGAAACUUUGUGAUCGACCCUGCUAACUGUAUUCCCAACAUGAUCAAACUGGAUCCUAAUGACAAGCAAGUGUUGAAUUUCUAUUCUGGACAGUUAGACACCCAUACCACCUUACUAAACAAUGCAAUAGAUGCCUUCUUUAACUGUAUAGAGUGCGGACAGGGUCCAAAGAUAUUCAUAUCGCACAGUAAAUUUGUGGUGGUGUCGGCUCACAAACUCGUGUACAUUGGUGAUAAUCUUCACAAAAAUCUCAUGCACAAUGAGGUCAAGACCAAAAUCAUGCACUGCGCCAAUCACCUGUGUGACGCCUUAAAAUUGACGGUGAAAGCGACUAAAACGGCCGCUCUACAGUUCCCUUCCGUUCCUGUCGUACAGGAAAUGGUGGACAGAGUGGUGGACGUUUCUCACGCUGCGUAUGAACUCAAAACCGUGAUCGGCCAGGCAUCUGCAUUGUAAAUCAUUGUUCCAUAAGUGCUUUAUAUAUUUUGAAUAUUAUUUAUUAUUUUGAUGUCUUUUACUCUGGCUGUUAAUCGACUCAGAUUUUUUUUUGGCUGGCCUCUGUUGAGGUUUUAUUAAUUAAUUGCUGUUAAGGUUAUAAUUUUUUUUAAAGUUGGUAGAAUUGAUGAUGUCAAAAGAAGAUUUUUUUUUGUCUUGUUCUGCAAAUUUUGAGAAUGAACCAACAAAAUGUCAGGUUGUGCUCUAUAUACUAUGGUGUUUGGGAAGCAUUUCUAUGAAGUGUGACUUUUGAGAGCACUUCUUUGAAAUGAUAUUGCACUGUAAAUCAAUUGAUCUCAUCUGUACAACAUGGUGCUCAGAAAAAAAAUCAUCUCCUUUCCAUAAAGAACACCUUCUGAAAAGUGUUUGAGUAGAAUAUUUUAUUUAUGUAUAGCUGUUGUGUUGAAGAGCUUAUAUGCACUUUGUAUCUAUGCCAAAAAAAUAUAUACUAAGCAUUCAAAGGGAAACAACUCUUGUUAUCACCACCACUAGUUUCAGAUGAUGUGCCUUAAUAAUACACAUUCAGCAUUACUGUCAUUAGAUAUGCAAGCAACCAAGCAGUAGCCUUAGUCCACAACAAAGUACAAUUAAUAUUGAUUAAUGUGUUCAGCCUUCUUUAUACCAGGUAGAUUCUCAUGUUGUUCUCAUAAAAAGAAAUUCAUUCAAUUCAAUUCAUUAAAUGCCGACAGAAUCAUCUUUCCUAUUCAUAUUACAACUGUGAUACUUCCAUUACAACAUAAUGUACAUUGGGUAUAUAUAUAUAUAUGUAAUUUCGUCACAUAAAAAUUCGACUAAAUUAAUACUACCAAAACAUUUUUUUGUCUGUAACAGUCACCUUGUUAUCACAGUACAAAACUAGCAGAGUACCUGUCAUUAUGUAAUAUGUAGGUUACUACACCGACGACACGCACCAAUCUCCGUCGGGUUUUGAGUUGUGUCCGGGAAGGAGGGUGGGGAGAUGUGUGGGAUUUCAAUGUACUACUGUCUGCAUGUUACAAAGCAAUAAAAAGUAUUAAUCUACAA